GCCCCCAGUGGAGGAGCAGAUGAGAGUGUUUGAGAUCAUUUCUUCAGGAUAAGAGAGGAUUUCUGCACUGAUGCUCGGAUUAUCCAUCAGAGAGGUCUCUGCAGCUCUGAGGGAAGGGAAGCUCUCCGCUCAGGAGCUGUGCCGAAAAUGUUUGGAACGCAUCAGGGAGACGCGGCACCUCAACGCCUACAUCAGCGUUACAGAGGAGCUCGCCAUGAAACAGGCGCAGGAGGCCGACAGCCGGAUCCUCAGAGGUGAAGCCCGCGGGCCGCUGGACGGAAUACCCUUCUCCGUUAAGGAUAACUUCUGCACAGCUAACGUAGAGACGACGUGCGCCUCGCGGAUGCUACGAGGUUAUUACCCUCCGUUUAACGCCACCGUGGUGCAGAAGUUACUGGAUCAGGGCGCCGUGCUGGUGGGGAAGACCAAUCUGGACGAGUUCGCCAUGGGAGCCGGCAGUACGGACGGCGCGUUCGGUCCGGUGCGGAACCCGUGGAGCUACGCCGCCCCGUACCGCGACUUCAGGGGUACAUCGGAUCCGGAUUCUGAUUGGGUGAUUGCAGGCGGGAGUUCAGGAGGAAGUGCUGCAUCUGUGGCGUCUCUGAGCAGCUUCCUGGCGCUGGGCUCGGAUACGGGCGGAUCUACGCGUAACCCCGGCUCUCUGUGCGGUGUGGUGGCGCUGAAACCCAGUUACGGUUUGCUCUCCCGUCACGGCCUCAUCCCCCUCGUCAACUCCAUGGACGUGCCUGGUAUCAUGACCCGGAAGGUCCACGACGCCGCCACAGUGCUGGGUAUCCUUCAGGGUCGGGAUGUGAAGGACUCGACUACGAUCGAGGCUCCGGGUUCAUCCGUCGGCCUUCCCGAGGAUUUCGACAUCAGAGGGAUCUGCGUCGGCAUCCCGAAGGAGUACCACGCCCCGGGUUUGUCCGCAGAGACGCUGGCCCAGUGGACCCGCCUGGCGGACGCGUUCGAGCGCGCCGGUGCCCGGGUACAGGAGGUCUCGCUCCCUCACACCCAGCACUCCAUCGUCUGCUACCACGUGCUCUGCUGCUGCGAGGUGGCGUCCAACAUGGCGCGAUUCGACGGCCUCCAAUACGGUCACCGCGGCGACGUGGACGGCUCGACCGAGGCGCUCUACGCCAGCACGCGGCACCAGGGCUUCAACCACGUGGUCCGCCGGAGGGUCCUGUCGGGGAACUACUUCCUGCUGAAACGGAACUACGAGCGGUACUUCGUGAGGGCGCAGCGGCUCAGGCGUCUGAUCUCGGAGGAUUUCCGGCGCGUGUUCGGUUCGGGGGUGCACGUGCUGCUCACGCCCACGACCCUGAGCGACGCGGCGCCGUAUUCGGACUUCAUCCGGGAGGAUAAUCGUACCCGCAGUGCCCAGGAGGACGUCUUCACCCAGCCCGUCAACAUGGCAGGUCUGCCCGCUGUCACCGUACCCACCGCCCUCUCCAGCAGAGGACUCCCUAUAGGCCUGCAGCUGAUUGGUCAGAACCUUCAGGACCACAAACUGCUGGCCGUGGCUCACUGGAUGGAGCGGCAGCUGGAUUUCCCAGACAUCCGCUUUCACACAGACGUCCUGGACAGAAAGGACGCAGUGAGAUCAUGAAAACCAGAGAAGAACUGCCGGGAGGAUGACUGGGGCGGGGUUUGUGGAAUGAAACGUACCAUGUGACUGGUGUGGGUGUGGGAGUGUGAAUGCACCAGUGCAGAAUGAGAACAUGGAGGAGAACUGAGCUUUCAUGAAUAUAUCCAGCGGUCGUGUAAAGGUUUCACAUCCUGGAUGGGUCUUACCUCUCCAAACACGUUUAUUUAGAAUGACACUCUUUAUGUCCAUAGUGAACAGACAUUAAAGUUUAAUUAAUAUAAAAAUCACUGUGUCAGGUUCCUCUAAACCAGUACCGGUACCGGUCCGUGGGUCAUUUAUUACCGGACCACACAGAGAGAAUAAAUAAUUAGAGAUUUCCAACACA
Molecule: messenger RNA, 1976 nt
Organism: Trichomycterus rosablanca
Lineage: Eukaryota; Metazoa; Chordata; Actinopteri; Siluriformes; Trichomycteridae
Gene: qrsl1
Product: glutaminyl-tRNA amidotransferase subunit QRSL1
Exons: 11
Coding region: 71-1612 (513 amino acids)
Biological process (GO): glutaminyl-tRNAGln biosynthesis via transamidation; mitochondrial translation
Cellular component (GO): mitochondrion; glutamyl-tRNA(Gln) amidotransferase complex
Molecular function (GO): glutaminyl-tRNA synthase (glutamine-hydrolyzing) activity
Source: RefSeq, a predicted model, not a curated record